AUGGUGGGGAAGAAUGUAGUGAUGAGCAAUCGCUACAAGCGCCUGGAUGAUGAGGACGAUGACAAGGAGGAGGAUGGAGAGGCUGAGCUCGCAGCCGCUCUCCUGGCGCCUCCUUCGAUCUGCAUUGCCUUCAGCCUUCCCGAUGAAGAUUCAGUCCUGGAUGAGAGCGAGCUGGAGAAGAGCAAGGAGCAGCGGGAGGACAUGAUGAAGAAGCUGCGGAAGCUGAACCUUGAGGUGGAGCAGAGGAUCAACCGUGCAGGAGACAAGCUCUUCCUCAACGUCAGCACGCCCGACCACCUCAUGGCAAUGCAAGCCCAAGCUCGAGGCAUCCGCCUCCGGCUGCAAGACAAGCAUGGAGGAGCGUUGUGCAUGUUCAGCAAGAAGUUAGUGGAGGGGCCGCAAGGCAAAGAUCGCUUCCUCGAGCCCGCAGACAAGGCGAUCGGCCACUUCAGCAGCUUGCAGCAGCUGGAAAUCACGGACAGGAUCAUUCGCAGCGAGCCGAUAGACGAUGGCAGUGGGCCGCAGACGAGCAGAGCGAUCGACCCCGAGAGUCUCAUGGAAGGAGAUAGUCCUGUUAUCAUCGGAUACUUCUACAUGCACUUCGACCGAGCCCGCUACAAGCUCGUCGCUGAAUGGGCGGGUAGCUGGAGUUCACCUCAGCCCAUUGAAGACAUCAAGGUCUACUUCGGAGAGAAGGUCGCUCUGUUCUUCACCUUCUACGGCUACAUGAUCUCCAUGGAAUGGCUUCCAGCCCUCUGCGGCACAGCCUUGACAUUUUCGCAAAUGGCCUCGCACAGACUCACAGGCUCGUGGGACAAUCCAUAUGUCGUCGUGUAUGCUAUCGGCAUGUCCAUAUGGUCCAUCCUCGUCUGCCAGCUGUGGAGGAGGCUCGAGGCGAGGUUGAGGUAUGAGUGGGACACGCUUGAGUUCGAAGAGCAGGAGGUGAUGUUGACAGAGUUCAAGAAUCAUCCGUCAACAGUCAAAAACACGCACGUCAAUCCCCUGACAGGAGAGGUGGAGGAGUACUGGUUUGAUGAGGGCAGUUUAUUCCCGCCCCGUGGCAGAAAGAGUAGGGUCCUCGUCACUUUCCUGCUGAUUGGAGUUCUCUGCGUGGUGUCGAUGGCGAUGGCGAUCGCUGUUUACUUCUUCUGUCGUCCAUUGAUGAAGCCAGGCCAUACAACCGUUGGAGCUAUUGUCUGCGGGAUCGGAUUCUCUGUCGUGGGAGAAGUUCUGAACCGAGUCUUCGACCGCUUCCUCACGUGGAGAAUGCAAGCUGAGAACUGGCGGACAGAGGUCGAGCGAGAGGAUGCAGCUAUCCUGAGAACUGCGGUGUUCAAAGUCGUGAACAAUUACUUCGGCAUCUGUUUUGUCGCAUUCGCGGCUAACCGUCUGCCCUCCUUCCUCUUCAGCAAGUCCGUCCUUGCCGCCUUCAGAUGCCCGCAGUGGCAGUGCAUGCCAGUGGCUCAGGGGAUUUUCACCACCACCUUCGUGUCCAUGACAGCCUUUCGAAUAGUCGAGGAGAAGGUUUUCCCCGUCGUCAAGCGUCUCUGGAUCGAUCAUGUCAACAAUGCCUCGUUGAGGAAGGCGGCGAAGGUUAAGGUGGUGAAGUUGCCCAUGGAGGAGCAGCUGGAGCUGGGCAAGUCAAAGCCAGUGACGUUCCUCUACGAGACUGUCGUGAUGCAGUUUGGCUUCAUCGCCAUGUUUGGCACGCUCUUUCCCAUGGCUGCUGUCACGGCGCUACCCUUAAACCUCAUCUUCCUUCGCAGCCAUGCUCAAGAUCUCCUUCUCUCCUACCAGCGCCCCGCCUAUCAGUGCGCGGCAGACAUCGGCAGUUGGCAGUCGGUCCUCAGCUUGUUCGGGACGCUCUCGAUCGUGACCAACUCCUGCCUGGUGGGUCUUACUGCUCAUUCCGUCUACUUCUAUCACGCCAACAUGACCCUCGUCGACCGCCUCUGGGCUGUUGCCAUCCUCGAGCAUCUCCUCUUCAUCGCCAAGAUUCUGAUUGAGAAUCUCAUCGUCGCUGACGCGCACAAGAUCGUCGAUUCCUAUGAGAAUCGCGAAGAGCUUAAGCGUCAGAUGCUGCAGAAGGAAGGCUUGCAGGAGGAUCAGUUCAAGACAGAGCAGUAG
This is a messenger RNA of Guillardia theta CCMP2712, 2127 nucleotides long. RefSeq lists its product as hypothetical. The transcript has 17 exons. Lineage: Eukaryota; Cryptophyceae; Pyrenomonadales; Geminigeraceae. The coding region runs from base 1 to 2127 and encodes 708 amino acids. The record is from RefSeq and is a predicted model, not a curated record. Gene Ontology annotation, molecular function: chloride channel activity. Gene Ontology annotation, biological process: chloride transmembrane transport.